Molecule: messenger RNA, 2980 nt
Organism: Ctenopharyngodon idella (grass carp)
Lineage: Eukaryota; Metazoa; Chordata; Actinopteri; Cypriniformes; Xenocyprididae
Gene: tmem168a
Product: transmembrane protein 168a
Exons: 5
Coding region: 225-2273 (682 amino acids)
Source: RefSeq, a predicted model, not a curated record
CAAGACAACACCUGAAAACAAAUCACGGAUGUGACGCAAAGAAUUUCUACGCAGAUUUUACACUUCGCCUUUGACCCUUCUGUGCCGCCGUAGUUUGGAGUCCGGAAGCAUCAUGGCCAUCGGGAAACUAAAAACUCUUUGCUAUAAACAAAUUGGAAUGCCUCAACAUUAUCUUUCCUAGUCUUGAAGGAGUGAGGCCUAAUCCUCUGUGGUCAUACUCAAAAAUGUCAGGCCAAGAGGAUUCGGACAAGGGUGUGGACAUGUGGUCCUCUCUCCGCUGUCUGGGGUAUCUCUCCAGCUUCAACCUGCUGGUAGCUGUGUGCUUGGGAAUGUACGUACGAUGGGAGCAGACCCCCUCAGAGCCCAUGAUUCUGGUCAUCUUCAUCUUGGGUUUGUUUGUUUCAGCCAUAGCUUGUAUCCUCUACUACUACUUUUCAAUGGAGUCUGCCAGUUUAAGUCUCUUCCACCUGUGGUUCGGCUUCCUGCAGGGUCUCCUUUGCUUCCUGAACUCCCCAUCUCUGGAGAAAGACAUAAAGGAACAGGUCACAAACUACCUGUUGCUCGCUAGCGUAGCCGUUCGGACGCUCUGGGCCCUAACAGAACGUCUGUGCGGUAAUGCUAAGUAUAAACCAGUCGUUCUGACCUCAUCUGAGCUCCUAGAGCUCCUGGGAUUUGGUGUCGCAAGCAUCAGCUUGGUUUUCUACAAAUCACUGGCCAUGAUUGCGCUGACAUUUGCGUUAAUGGCCCUCAUUGUGGACCUUCGCAUGAAGUCGCCCUUGGCGCUCCCUAAUCUUGCCUGCUUUGCUGUGAUCACAGCCGUUACCUUCUUCCAGUCCUUGGAAAUCCAAACAAACCCCUUCGUGCUCAGUUGCUACCUGGGACGGCUUAUAUGCGAGCCCCUUCUGGACGUCUACUUUAGCAGCUUGUCGGCGACCGAACGCUGGAAGCAGUUUCUCUCAGCUGGCCGCCUGUGGAGGAUAUUUUCUCUGUUUCCUCUGACAUUCGUUGAGCUGGUGUUCUUUGGGCUCUGUGCCCUGAAGCUGGGUAAUAUGACAGCCUGGUACCUGGUCAUCCCUGGCUUCUGCGUCUUUGGCCUCUUGUGGAUCUUGUGCCACAUGGUAUUCCUUGUCACACUAUGGUGCUUCCACACCAAGCUAAGCGAGUGUCAGAAGAUGUGGGCGGCCCAGCGCUCACAAACGCUCAAUUUGGACAGGAUCAUGGCCUCUAGGGGCAUGCGUCAUUUCUGCCUCAUCUCCGAACGGCUGGUGCUCUUCUGCCUGAUGUCUACUGUCAUACUAGGGGCCGUCUCAUGGCAGGUCACUUCUGGACUCUUCAUGAGUGUGUUUUUAGUGGUACUGCCACUGGAGUCUCUGGCUCAUGGACUCUUCCAUGAACUGGGCAGCUGCUUGGGAGGUACCUGCGUUGGGUAUGCGGUGGUAAUUCCCACUUACUACAACAGUGCGGAUGGCCAGCCAUUGCUGUUGCCUCCAGGGCAGGUCCAGGAAUUGCACUCCACAGCUACUUUGAAUGCCAUGCAGCGACUCUUCUCCCACCACCUCAUCCAGACCUACGGAUGUGAUUACUCCACCAGUCUAAGCCUGGACACCCUGGUGGCCAAACUGCGCUCAUUUCUGGAGCUCUGCACCGCUGAAGGCCCGCGGCACGACACCUACAUCCUAUACUACAGCGGCCACACGCUUCCCAGUGGAGACUGGACUUUGGCAGGUGGCGAUUGCUUGCGUCUGCAGCAGAUCCUUGAUAUGUGGAGGGAACGGAACAGUGGCUUCUCUUCCCGCCUCAUCCUGGUCCUGGACACUGAGAAUUCCGCGCCGUGGGUGAAGGCGGUGCGGAAGGUGGAAGGGAUGUAUGUUGCGGUACAGGGAACCAAGAUGAGCCCUGUUCAAGAUGCCGAAGCCCAAGAAGCCCCCCGUCUGGGGGACUUCACCUCUGAGUGGGUGAAAUAUAACUGCGAUCCUGACAGUGGCGUGCAGUGGUCAGAGAGGGGGCGGGUCAUCUCCGCAAUAUAUGGUGUGUCUAAACCCUGGAGUGAUUACGCCCUCCACUUGCCCACCGGGAGCGAUGUGGCCAAGCACUGGAAAACACACUUCCCCAAGAUCACGUACCCACUGGUGGCUGUUGCCAAUUGGUGCUGCGGACUCAACCUCCUGUGGCUGUGUAGUGUGUGUUUGCGCUGCGUCAGGAGACUGAAACUCUCUUGGUUCCCUCCCAGCAUACUGGACACAGGGCAGGGGAUUAAACUAGUCCGAUCUUAGGUGACCAAUUGCUUUAGUUCUACAUGAUGUAUAUACAUGACCAUUUAUAUUUUCUAUGCCGUUUUUGGGAUAUCCUUCAUUGAGUUAAUUGCUCAGUUGCCUUUAUUUUGGUAACCAGUUAUCGAUGGGAAGCUUUGUUCGACUCAGUCCUGCUCCUCAAGAUCUACCUUCCUCUAGUCACACUAAGUUUCAAUUGAACCCAAAGACCUUGACUAAAUGGAAUGUUUAAUUUGAGUUAGCACUAACCCUUGCAGGUUGGUCGGACUUUAGGAACAGGAUUGAGCACCAUUGUCAUAUGGCGACUUCUGUUUAUCUAUGUGCCCUAUAUACACAAUAUAGUCACUGUCUUAUAUCAUAUGAAUCUGUGCUUUUUCACAGUAUUGAGACUAUCAGUACCAAGUGCCUUGUGUUAAUUUAUUAGAUUUUAAGUGGAAUUUCUCUGGAUGUGGGUGAAAUACGUGUAUUGCAAUGUAUUCAGUCUCAGGCAAAGUUAAACAAUCUAAUUGUUCCUUAAGAAGGUUGUUACUUAUUUUGUUUUUGCCAAGAAGUACAACAGGUCUGGUUUAGUUGUUUCCCCAAGACCUCUUCAACAGCCAAUGUUUAAACCAUAUCAUGCCUUAUUUUAUUUUGUAUUUUCAGUGGGGUUUUUGUUUUAUUAAUUAUUUUUCAACAGACCAGCGUCCUUUAAUAAAGACUGUUUAAAAUAA